AUGCGAAUUGUUUGAUUGUUCUAUCCCUGUUCCCACUCUCCCUACCCUCCCCGUAAUCUGUGGCCACCGGGACUUCUAAAGUACCACAUCAGCUUGUGCUGAUGUCGACGGAACAGGACACCGGGGCACUGCCACGGCGCAGUGCCAGGCUCGCAGUUCGUAGCCGUUCUGUGGUACCUCCACGGUCUAAGUAUCAGCAACAGCGACUCAGCAGGCCGACGACUCCAGCGGCAUCAAGUACAGCUACGGCCGUACCAGUUACCACCGGGGCUCUUCCCGCAUGUCCGGUCCAAGGGGCCAGUGAGCCGUUGUCUGCUUACCUCCAGUGGGUACAGGCAUUUACAGAUGCCGUAGCUACCGCUAAGGCACAGCAGGAGGCACCAGAGGCAGAACGUCAGCGGCUGGCCAAUGAGGUGGCAGCCCAAACUCAGCGAACUGCUGAGGCUGAUGCAGCGGCACGAGACAGACGGAAUGCCGCCAGCACGGAGUCCCUGAUUCAAAGUGAGAAUCAGUGGACAACUCUACUCCAAGGCAUGAUCUUUGUGCCUACGGACGCGCAGGCGGAUCCGACACCGGCGGAGGCAGAGAGAAGUAACCUGGCUAACUUGAUGUUGAGCGUGAUGAGGGGAGUAAUGUGGAACAACAAACUGCUGCAGGCACACCUGCUUACGGAACGACAACACAGACAGAAGCAGCAGCAAGAUACUGCCGCUUUAGCAGCUGCCGUCCGCGCAGCAGCAAUACAGCAGCAGCAACAGCAUCAGCUGUUGACCUCCGGUCUCGCACGAAUCAACAGCAUUGAGGCUCAAGCCUCAGCAGCGCCAGGCUGCACGAUUGACACGACGAAACAGCUCAACGAGCGCAUCGACCAUGUCGUCAGUCUAAUCGGCGAACUAGGGGAUUUCACCAGUCCGGCUACGAUCAGCAGCACGGUGGCCGCCAUCAAGACGGAUAUCGCCAAGCUGCAGUCGCAACCGGCAGCAGCUGCGAAGGUAUACAAGAUGCCACGCUUCAACAUCGGCAAGUUUGAGGACUACAACAAGACCGACACUUCGACAUGGUGGCAAGCCUUCCUCACGGAAGCGUCCUGCCACAAGGUCCCAGCCGAAGACAUGAUGAAGGCACUAUACCUCCAACUCAUUGGAGGUGCGCAGGCGUGGAUGAACCACCUCGCAGUUAACAAGAAAACCACUAUCGCCGAGCUACACAAACACAUCACGUGGGAGGAUUUUGAACAGCUGUGGUUCACUCGAUUCAUGGUCCGCAACAUUGUGAAGGCGGCCAUGAACGAGGUCUACACUUGCUCACAGGGAAGUAUGCCAACUCGAGCCUGGACGAUUACGUGGCAGAAGAUAGUGACCACGCCAGGCUUCGAUUUGAGCUUUACAAACCAACGAUCCGAGUUCUUCUCGCGAUCGUGCGCAGGACUGCGAAUCGCACUCGGCAAUGAGUACGAUUACGCCUCAUUCCAGGCUAUUCUGGAUCGUGCGAACCUGGUCAUCCAAACGGACAACAAGGCCGCCAGCGAAAAGCAGUCCCAGCCGCACUAUGUGGCUAAGCAGGGCUAUCAACGACCGACACAUAACAAUGUCGUGAUUCAUGAUGAAUCAGUCGAUCUCCACGCUGCAGAAGCAUCCUCGGGUGAUGGAGGAGUUCUUGCAUCGCUCCCGCCGAAGCGUCCCAAGAGAGUUCGGAAGAACAAGGCGACAGACGCGAUGACAUCGACAGGAACUGGGCAGGAACCAUGGACGGCAUACAAGAUAACCAAGGAAGUAUAUGACCUUCGUCAACGGUACGGAUAUUGCCUUUGGUGCAAUGGUGUCACUCACUUGACCGCACAAUGCCCCGAAAAGGGCAAGGCACGUCUGGUACCACCAUUAGACCAGCCGAGCCACGUGCACUUAGAUUGCGUAUGCGAAGCCUGUACACCGUCGGCAAGUGAUCCGGUCAGCUCGCCACUGAUUUCCGAGGACUCGACGGCGUGGUCAAGACUUGAGGAGCUUGACCCACUCACGAAAGAGGACUUCGCUUGGAUGCUUCUACCCUCAACCGGAACCUUGCCAAGGCCGCAUUGCAACGCCUUGAUGGCAAAUCUACGCUCCUAUUUGCACGCUACGGUACCAGCUCUGUUGACGGACGACGGGGUAGCGGUUGUCGACCUCCGCUCCUAUCUUACGAAGAUUGACCGCGAGUACGCCACCCAAAGGUACGCCGAAACCGACGCACCUUUGCUCUAUAUCCGCAUUCAAAUCGGAGAGGCAACCUGUAGUGCCUUGAUUGAUUGUGGAGCGUCUCGCAACUUUAUGAGCCAAGCCUUUAUGGCCCGUGCAGGCCUUGGCCCGCGCGUUCGAAGRAAGACGCAACCUACGCAAGUUACACUCGCAGACGGCCGCAUGCAAAAGUCAUUCGACCGAUGCGUUGACGGCGUUCCUGUAUACUUUGCGCCACUUGCGUGCGAGCCGGUAUCUUUUGACAUCCUCGACACCAAGUUCGACAUGAUUCUAGGCAUGUCUUGGUUGCGUAGCGCCGAUCAUCCGGUGAACUUCCACGGCCGGACUGUUCACAUCCGUGAUGGGAACGGAGUGUUAGUCCCAUGUACGGCCACGACCCCUCACACUUCGAUUGCUUGUCACGUGGUUGCCGUUGCGAGAAUUCGCGACGCCAUAGCUCAUAAUGACGUCGAGGAGAUGGGCCUUGUAUUCUUGCAUGCUCUCCCCUCGUCGGACGGACCAGCCCCGUCACCACCGGACCCACACAUUUCUCACCUCUUGGACGAGUAUAGAGACGUCUUCGAGGCUCCCACCGGAACGGUUCCGGAUCGGCCCAUACAUCACGGGAUCACUCUCGAGGCUGGUGCCAUCCCUCCGCGUGGAUGUAUCUACCGCUUGAGCGAAGAGGAACUCGAGGUGCUUCGCGCACAACUCGAUGACCUUCUCGACAAGGGCUGGAUUCGUCGUAGUUGUUCGCCUUACGGUGCCCCUGUUCUCUUCGUCCGGAAGAAGAACAAAGAUCUACGGUUAUGCAUUGAUUAUCGCAAACUUAACGCACAAACCGUAAAGAACGCCGACCCUCUCCCUCGGAUUGAUGAUCUCCUUGAGCGGUUAGGCGGCACCACGUACUUCUCGAAGUUGGACUUGAAGUCAGGUUACCACCAGAUUGAAAUCCAGCCUCAAGAUCGGUACAAAACCGCGUUCAAGACGCGGUACGGGCAUUUUGAGUGGGUUGUCAUGCCAUUUGGCCUCACCAAUGCCCUCGCGACUUUCCAAGCAGCUAUGACGACGGAGUUUCGCGACUUGCUCGAUCGCAGCGUCCUCAUCUACCUCGAUGACAUCUUGGUUUACAGUAGGACGUUGGACGAGCAUAUCGUACACCUUCGCGCUGUUUUGGAUCGUUUGCGAGUGGCCAACUACAAAGCGAAUCUCGACAAGUGCGAGUUCGCCAAGCAGGAGCUUGAGUACUUGGGUCACUAUGUCACGCCGAAAGGCAUUCGUCCCUUAGCGGUCCAAGCCAUCGUGCAUUGGCCGGAACCCCGUUGCACGACGAAUGUACGCUCUUUCAUGGGUUUGGCUGGAUAUUAUCAGCGAUUCGUCGAAUCAUACUCGAAGUUGGCCACUCCUUUGUCGAGACUUCAGUCCCCGAAGGUGCCGUUCGAGUUCGACGACGCAGCCCGUGGCGCAUUCACUACGUUGAAGGCAGCAAUGCAAGCUGCACCUGCCCUCCGUAUAUACGACCCCACCCUUCCCACCCAAGUGACUAUGGACGCUUCAGGAUACGGUAUUGGUGCGGUGUUGGAACAGUGUCACGAGGACGGUUGGCAUCCGGUCGAGUAUUUCUCCCAAAAGGUGCCUCUUGUCAACACUCUCGACGACGCUAGGAAGAAAAAGCUACUCGCGCUGCUUGACUUAGGUUUUGAAAAGACGAUCCUUGAGAUCACCAGCUUGAUCAAGCAGCAACAGACUGGAGGGGAAGACAAUGCCCAUAGUGCAUGUAUGCCAAGACAGAAUGUCUUGCUGUCUGCCACUUUGAAUCAACAACUGGAGCGGCUUGCAGCUGUGAGUUUGCAAGAAGAUGCGAUUGCUAUCGGAUUUGAUGGGAAAUUGCAGACUGCUGUCAUUGGUGAGAUAACGAAGGCUUUUGGAAAAGGAGCGAACACCACCACGGGAAACUUCGUUCUGCACAGCAAACCGGAUAUGGUGAAGGAGAAGAUAGCAGCUAGCCGUGAUGAGCCUGAGGCAGUGAAGACUCAGGCAGUGGAAAGGGGUAUGGUGGAUGUUCAAAGUGGCAAUGGACUCACAGCUGCUGCAGGACCGCAGAAAGGAAGGCAAGGAGAGGACACUGGUAUCUAUCACAUCCCCAAGGAGCUUAAGCAAAUGUACAUAGAAGUUCCUGCACGAUUGAGGCUUGUUGCGCUUCUUGCCUUCCUUCGGCACAUGACCCUUCAAGAAGAGAGGUGCAAGAUGGUGGUGUUUUUCUCCACGUGCAGUUCUGUGGAAUACCAUUACACUCUCAUCCACUCCUUCAGGCUGCUCCCACAGGGUGUAGAAAGAAGAGAGAAAGAUGCUGAGGAGAAGCCGCAGGAGGAAGAAGGAGAGAAAUUUGUACCAUGCUCCAUAUACAAGCUGCAUGGAAAUAUGAACCAGAAGGAUCGGGCACAGUCCUUCUUGGACUUUUCUCACACCAAGGAGGGUGUGUUACUGUGCACAGAUGUGGCGGCAAGAGGCCUCGACUUCCCGUGCCUCAAUAGCAUUGUACAGUAUGACCCACCUGGCGAAGCAUCUGAUUAUGUGCACAGAGUAGGGCGCACAGCACGGCUGGGACAGAAGGGUGAAUCCGUCUUGUUUUUGAUGGCUUGUGAAUUGGAGUACUUGAAGCUGCUUGAUUGCCACAAUGUGACUCUAUCACAUUUGCGAGUGAUUGACGUGUUCAAGACAAUCCCUUUCUCAGUGCAAAGGUCGAAGCAUAAGAGAGGUAAACAUGGAGCUGGUCAUAAGGCGGCAGCUGAUCCAGAGAUUCACGAGGGCGCACUGUGGAUACAGAACAAACUCGAAGGAACUGUGGCUUCAAAGGCAAAACUGCAACAGCUUGCGGUCGAUGCAUUCACGUCCUUUGUUCGAGCCUAUGCAGUACAGAAGGGUACGUUGAGCCGGAUCUUCCAUGUGAAGAAUCUUCAUCUCGGGCAUAUUGCGAAGAGCUUCGCUCUCAAAGCGCAGCCACACACCGUUGGCACUAUAUUUCAUAGAAAGGAGCUGAAGCGGAAACAUGAGGAGAAAGUCAUGGUGAAAAGGAAGAAGCAGAAACUGCGGCCGGGGAGAAUGCUUGAAUGAUCUGGGUUUCUGAUGGCCGGAGUCAGGUUUUUUCUGCUCCGUCAAGAGGAAAUUUUGUCCCUCUGGUCAAACGUCUAUAGAUUCAAUUAUUGAUGGUCAGGGUUUGAAUGAAUGGGGGUAUGGGGGGGGGAGAGAGAGAGAGAGAGAGAGAGAGAGAGAGAGAGAGAGAGAGAGAGAGAGAGAGAGAGAGAGAGAGAGAGAACACUAGGGAGUUGUGUAAAUAAAUCCAACUGCCAUAGUCUGACAAUAUAUGGAGGUAGGUGAUAGAAGAAAACGGUGAAGAGUCUCUCUUCUUUUUUUGUUGGCUUGACAUGCUAUGUUCACAUUUAGGUGUUGAAAAGGAUGAGUGGAAAUUCGGAGAUUCUUUCUCCGAUUGCAGCGAUCACUUUCGGAGCGAUGAGGAGAAAAGUUGCAACUGGUCAUGAUGUGAGAGGAGAGAUGUGCUAUUGCUCUAACGAGUGUACUACCAUUGCCAUUGACGACUCUGAAAAUUGUGCCUUUGCUGAUUUUGUUUUUUUGCUCGUUCAUUUCCCUGUUCCAGAAGGAUUUUCGUGUUGUAAUUUCUAGCCCUAUGCUUUGUUUUUGGUUUUUUUCACCUCUAUGCUUUUCUACCCCUCUGGACAUUUCAUGCCUGUAGUUUUGAAACCCAGAAAAGUUUAAGGUCCACACUGCACGCCUUGGUGAACGAUAAAAGGCACAGGAGUUGUCGAAAGGGGAUCAGGUGAUUCUCCUACUAUGAUGUGUUUAGUGUCUCUGGACGUGGUUAUUGUCAGAUACACCCAGGAUGGGCCAUAAUUGUGGUGAGAAACAUCCGGGGAAGGCCUACUGUAGUUUCAUGUAUGCCCUCAGAACUGGAUAAGCCUAGUUUCAUGUAUGCCCUCAGAACUGGAUAAGGGUGAUGGUGGGGAGUUCUGCAACCGAUGAAAUAACGCAUUUCGGCUGCAAGCUGGUGAGCAUGACCUCGUUUUCUAACAGCAUCCCAGAUUGAGUUCCGGAAGAGUGAUGGGUUCUCUUUCGUCCUGUUUCUGUCGCGCAAAAAGAAAACCCAGUUGUAAAGAAGAAAGAAGGAGAAGAAGAACAACAACAAGAUGAAGAGCAAGGCGAAGAGCAAGGAAGUGGCCAUGAUGGGCCCGCUCUGCUAGCCAAGCAUCCAAGGACGGGAGUUUGUCAUGUCUGCAAGCUUGAAAAAAAUUUGCUUCGAUGCUUCUCCAGUUAGGGCAUAUGCUACCCUCUGUUAUUUACUAGGCCAUGCAUGCAACCCGCAUGGCACGGGCCCGGCGGAAAAGGGGAGGGGGGGGGAGGGGUCAGGCAGGGAUGUAGGUAUAUGCUAUGCUAUGCUAGGCUGUGCUGUGCUAUGCUAUGCUGCUAUGAAUCUGCAGAUCUUUACACUAGAAGACUCAGAUGCAUCUGUUGUGAGGCUUGUGGAUGAAAUUCUGCUGCAGCAAUGCUUAGGAUGCAGUUUGCUGUUGUACGCCGAGAACAUAGCCAUCACAGUUUAGGACAUAUUCACAAUGGCAUAUUUCCUGACUACUUUCAGGCUGAAAAUAAAGAAGGUUGAGGUUACUCCAGGUCUGCCAUUGUCUUGUACAGUGAGGGUGGUGCGGUUGCUUCAUUUGCAUAUGCAUGGUGAGCUACUCCCGAAAAUGUAUCAGUGAAUUCGACUUCCACCAGUUUCGCACUAUGGAUGGAAUCAACGAUUGUGACCAUU
Chara braunii is the source of this 7032-nucleotide messenger RNA. The record is from the annotation of a GenBank genome assembly. NCBI's taxonomy places the organism in Eukaryota, Viridiplantae, Streptophyta, Charophyceae, Charales, Characeae.